Molecule: messenger RNA, 1878 nt
Organism: Ooceraea biroi (clonal raider ant)
Lineage: Eukaryota; Metazoa; Arthropoda; Insecta; Hymenoptera; Formicidae
Gene: Pnn
Product: desmosome associated protein-like protein pinnin
Cellular component (GO): catalytic step 2 spliceosome
Source: RefSeq, a predicted model, not a curated record
AAGACCAGUUGCGCGAAUUGUAGGUGGCUCUUUAUCGCCGAUUUUGUUCGACAAUCUGUCACAUAGUUUGUUAAAUGAACUAAUUACGCUAGUGUUGGAUGAAAGUACGGUGAGUUUUUAGAUGCGGAAAUUAAAUCCACAGGAGGUAUGGGGAGCCGAAAGAUGGGAGUCCGAAUUAGAAACGGCCCGCGAUGGUCUUCGUGGUCUUGACCGACGUAUUCGUAAGAUUCUCGGUCGAGAUCUUCCUGAUGGCGAGAGCGGUCCGUUGCAAUCACCUAGGAUAACUCAAAAGCGACCAUUACAAGAAGAUCGUCGACGGAUCGUCACGGACUUUGUGAAUAAUGAAGUACCUGGAGGCAAACGACGAAACUGGCAAGGUCCCAAUGUUGAACCAAAAACUGUUUUUAGUCGAUUAAGCGCACGUGUUCCAUCUAAUGCAGAUGAUAGUGCUGAUGAGGAUGAUAGUGUUAUCAAGCCCGCCGUAUCGUCCAGAGUAAUAGCUACUCCCCGAGAAAUUCCGUCUCGUCAAGAAGUUAUCAGACGAGAAAGGACAGACGAGCGCAGUCGACAGAGAAACAAACGUAUGUUCGGUGCACUUUUAGGGACCUUACAAAAAUUCAGGCAAGAGGAAACCAAGCUCAAAGCAAAGGAGGAUAAAAAAGCGGAAGUAGAGGCUAGAGUGGAAGAAGCUAGGAGGAGAGAGAAAGAGGAACUAAGGAGGGAGAGACAGCAGUUGUUUUUGUCACGGAAGCGACAAUUGGCCGAAGUACGAGCGUUAGAGGCAAAACUCGCCCGUAGUCGGCAGUUUCAAGAUUGGCGUAACGGACAGUUGCCUCUGGCAUCAUCUAUAAAGACACGUGCACAACCUUCCAUUUAUUAUACCCCUAAGCGCAAGCAUCCUCAAACUGACGCGUUAUUAGAGCAAUCCGCGAAAGAACUCUAUGAGGAAAUCGAGAGAAGGGAGAAAGCACUGGUCGAAGAGCUGAGUCUAAUAGAGGUUCAGGCAGGGCUGGGCAAGCAUGCUCAAAAUUUUGAAGGAUCUGCACCUUUACAUACCGUGGAGGUUCCGCGUUCAGUAGAGGAGGGUGAAGAGAAUCGGGAUCCCAAUCCGGAGCUGAAAAUCGAGAUUUCGAUUAACGAUCCGGUUGACGAUCCGGUUUCGAUGCAGUCGAUGAUAAAUGAAAAUUCUGAUAACGACCAUGAUGUGGAGAACAAGGAGGAGAAGGUGCAGCUUCACCAAGUGCAACUGGAUGAGAAUAACGGCUAGUAUUUAUUACAGUGAGGAGGGUUGUACAUACCAUGUACAUCGGAUGGUCCAAUUAUGUACGAUGAAUAUAUAUGUAUUAUAUACACUUAUGAUAUAUAUAUAUAUAUAUAUAUAUAUAUAUAUAUAUAUGUAUAUGUAUGUAUGUAUGUAUGAGUUAUAUAUGUACGAGUCAUAUAUCAGUAUGAAUUGUAUAUAUAUAUAAAUUAUAUAUAUGUAUACGUGAUGAAAUUUUUCAUAGUAAGUUCUAAGUACAGUUUUAUGACUGAAUAAUAAAUGUAGUAACACAAAAUAAGAUCAAGCGUAAUUUCAUCGUUACAUAAAACGUGCAACGGGAUUUCCUGAUGAUAUCCUGGUGAUCCACUGUUGGAUAUCACGUCUUGAAAUCGGUAGAUUAGGAAGUGAAAAUAUAAAAUACCGUAUUAAUUGCGGCUUAAAUUCUUUUCACAACAUUUUCGUAGGUACAUCUGCUUAGUCCUUGGCCGAGAUCCAUAUAUAUGUUUAUGUUUCUAUAAUAGUUUAUUUUUCUGUUUAUGUUGCUUACUUAUGGCCAUUAUAUUUACAAUUACUAUGACUUUAACAUUUCUUGAAUAAAACUGUAAUGCUAAAAUGGA